AUUUAAAGGCCAUCCGCAGCGAAACCAGAUACUAUAAAUGACACGUCUAAUUAUUGAAAAAAAAAACUAUCUUAUUUUCUUAAUAUAGACAAGGGAUCAUGUUGGACGAUGAGAGUUUUUACUCUGUAUGUCCAGAAGUAUUAAUAGUACCUAUAUUCAUUGCAACACGGUGCAAAUCUGUGAAGGUUGAAAUUCAUCCGUCCUGUGGCUCAGGAGGAAAUAUUAUUCAGCUUGCUAAAUUAUGUGAUAAAGUAAUUGCUGUGGAUCUAUCACAUAUACGAGUUCAUAGUGAUUUUUUCAAACUUGGGAAUGAGAUAAAAAGUUCUGUGAUCGUCACCUCACCGCCAUGGGGUGACCCGAGGUGUAACCAGAUGUCCAACAUUGGGCCGUCGACGAUGUUUUUAGAUAAAAUCUGGAAGUACACACUAUACCAGUGGUCGGCAACCGGCGGCCCGCUUUAAAUUCUACGACAACGACAUUUAAUCGAAUAUUAUAUCAAAAAAAUCAUAUUGUAUAAAAUAUAUAAUUGAACGUUUCUAUCAGUCAUAUUUUAUAAUGGUAGAUAUACC
Metopolophium dirhodum (rose-grain aphid) is the source of this 569-nucleotide messenger RNA. RefSeq names its product trimethylguanosine synthase-like. Gene Ontology annotation, molecular function: RNA cap trimethylguanosine synthase activity. The record is from RefSeq and is a predicted model, not a curated record. Bases 99 to 461 code for a protein of 120 amino acids. NCBI's taxonomy places the organism in Eukaryota, Metazoa, Arthropoda, Insecta, Hemiptera, Aphididae. Gene Ontology annotation, biological process: 7-methylguanosine cap hypermethylation. The transcript has 5 exons. Gene Ontology annotation, cellular component: nucleus.